Molecule: messenger RNA, 824 nt
Organism: Myxocyprinus asiaticus (Chinese sucker)
Lineage: Eukaryota; Metazoa; Chordata; Actinopteri; Cypriniformes; Catostomidae
Exons: 2
Coding region: 119-742 (207 amino acids)
Source: RefSeq, a predicted model, not a curated record
UUUAAGUGACAUCCCAUUCUUAAUCUAAAGGGUUUAAUAUGACGUCGGCCCACCCUUUGCAGCUAUAACAGCUUCAACUCUUCUGGGAAGGCUUUCCACAAGGUUUAGGAGUGUGUUUAUGGGAAUUUUUGACCAUUCUUCCAGAAGCGCAUUUGUGAGGUCAGACACUGAUGUUGGACGAGAAGGCCUGGCUCGCAGUCUUCGCUCUAAUUCAUCCCAAAGGUGCUCUAUCGGGUUGAGGUCAGGGCUCUGUGCAGGCCAGUCAAGUUCUUCCACACCAAACUCGCUCAUCCAUGUCUUUAUGGACCUUGCUUUGUGCACUGGUGCGCAGUCAUGUUGGAACAGGAAGGGGCCAUCCCCAAACUGUUCCCACAAAGUUGGGAGCAUGCAAUUGUCCAAAAUCUCUUGGUAUGCUGAAGCAUUCAGAGUUCCUUUCACUGGAACUAAGGGGCCAAGCCCAGCUCCUGAAAAACAACCCCACAUCAUAAUCCCCCCUCCACCAAACUUCACAGUUGGCACAAUGCAGUCAGACAAGUACCGUUCUCCUGGCAACCGCCAAACCCAGACUCGUCCAUCAGAUUGCCAGAUGGAAAAGCGUGAUUCGUCACUCCAGAGAACGCGUCUCCACUGCUCUGGAGUCCAGUGGCGGCGUGCUUUACACCACUGCAUCCGACGCUUUGCAUUGCACUUGGUGAUGUAUGGCUUGGAUGCAGCUGCUCGGCCAUGGAAACCCAGUCCAUGAAGCUCUCUACGCACUGUUCUUGAGCUAAUCUGAAGGCCACAUGAACUUUGGAGGUCUGUAGCGAUUGACUCUGCAGAAAGUU